This is a messenger RNA of Acanthosepion pharaonis, 1863 nucleotides long. The record is from the annotation of a GenBank genome assembly. NCBI's taxonomy places the organism in Eukaryota, Metazoa, Mollusca, Cephalopoda, Sepiida, Sepiidae.
AUGACUUUUUCUCUUCAUUUUCUCUUUUCAAAGAAUUUCUUUCGCUUUUAUUUUGACUAUCCGUUUUAUUACUUUUUCCACUCCUUUCUUUUUCAUUGCUACUGUCUUCUCUCGUUCCAUUCUAUCGCCCCACCCUUCUCUCUCUCCCCAGCAUCUUUUACCGCUUGCAUUUUCUCCCUUCGUUCCCCCCUCUCUCUCUCUCUCUCUCUCUCUCUAUCUAUCUAUCUAUCUAUCUAUCUAUCUAUCUAUCUAUCUAUCUAUCUAUCUCAGUCUGUCCAUAUCUAUCUAUCUAUCUAUCUAUCUAUCUCAGUCUGUCCAUAUCUAUCUAUCUAUCUAUCUAUCUAUCUAUCUAUCUAUCUAUCUAUCUAUCUCAGUCUGUCCAUAUCUAUCUAUCUAUCUAUCUAUCUCAGUCUGUCCAUAUCUAUCUAUCUAUCUAUCUAUCUAUCUAUCUAUCUAUCUAUCUCAGUCUGUCCAUAUCUAUCUAUCUAUCUAUCUAUCUAUCUCAGUCUGUCCAUAUCUAUCUAUCUAUCUAUCUAUCUAUCUACCUAUUUAUCUCAGUCUGUCCAUAUCUAUCUAUCUAUCUAUCUAUCUAUCUAUCUAUCUAUCUAUCUAUCUACCUAUUUAUCUCAGUCUGUCCAUAUCUAUCUAUCUAUCUAUCUAUCUACCUAUCUAUCUAUCUAUCUAUCUAUCUAUCUAUCUAUCUCAAUUGGUUUGGUUUUUGUUUUACGGCAUAUCAACCUCAUUGGGUUAUUUAAUGCCGACAAAAUUUUUAUUACUGGUAAUAUUUUUUUAUCUAUCUAUCUAUCUAUCUAUCUAUCUAUCUAUCUAUCUAUCUAUCUAUCUCAUAUCUAUCGGUCUAUCUAUCAAUAUCUCAUUCUGUUUAUAUCUAUCUAUCUAUCUAUCUAUUUAUCUCAGCUUGUUUAUAUCUAUCUCAGUUCAAUGUCUGACCAACGGAAACCCCAGGUGUCGCCAUACUCUCUGUUAUGGUUUACAAGCAACCAGACAGAAUAUCAUCACCGUUACGAACCUCUCCGGGUUCAGCGAAGAAAUGGAGAACUUAGCGUUUUCUUUGGAUCGCCUGGGCAUCUGUCUGAUACGGUCAUCAUUACAGAUCGUGUCGUAAUUCUGGCCUACGCCCUCUAUGAAAGGAUUCAAGGAAUUCAUAGCUUUGAUGACCUCACCUGUAAGAUAUUCGUUUUUGCCAAAUCCGUUUUAAACGACGCCCUGCCUCUGUGUUUAUUGGAAAUACAUCUUGAUCGUUUCUUUUGUUUGAUUUCGCCGGACACGUAUCGACAUCCAGUUCAUCGUGCCAUUGGGGCAAUCAUGGUCUUCAUGCCUUGGGUGGUCGGCAUGGCAAUGACCCUUCCGGAAAUUAUAUUACAAGGAGUUAAAAUACCAAAUCCUGACGAACCGUCGCUAUUCGGCUGCAAAGUCGGCGUUAGCGAGGAUAUGUCCCGCCUUACGCAAAUUGUCCGUUACAUUCCCUCAGGCCUUGUUGCUGUUAGUUUCCUGCUCACAUUGAUCGCAGUCUUCAUUCUUCUCUCGCCACACUGCUCACCCGAUCGAGACGAUCGCGGUUCGCUGCUCAACUCGAUGGUCGCUCUCCUCUUGGUAGACGUUUUUUUCUUUCUGAUGCAAAUGAUUACGCGAACAAUAAGCCUUGUAGCUGCCAUAUGUCCAUCAGGGGUAUGUCCCCGAGGACAUUUGUACAACAUUCACGAAACUAUGUUAUCCCGGUGGUUGCAUAGUGCCAACCCGGGAUUGAACCCAAUUCUUUGGCUUUGUGAUCGCGAUAUACGAAGAGGCUAUCAGGCUCUCUGCUGCCUGGAAUGUAUUACCAAGAAGAAGCGACGGACGGGCUAA